CUGCGGGGCUCGGCGGCGCCGCGCACCCCGCUCCGCAGCACAGGCCCAGGGCCAGCCCGCGGCGGGCGAGUCUCGUCGCACCGGAGCGGGCGACCCCGAGCACCGCGCCGUGCGCCGCGGGACCGGGAUGGCCGCGGGGCAGCGCCGGGGCAUGGCCGCCCCCCCGCUCGCCCUCGCCCUCGCCCUGGGGCUUCUCGCCAUCGCCCAGGUUUUUGGAGAUCAAAAUCAAGGAACAGUUUUCCUACGUGAAUUUACGUUGAUUCGGAGAGAAAGUCUUCAUGACGAUUUCCUAUCUGAUUUGCUGAAUAACCACAAAACAGAAGAUGCGAGCUCCAGAACAGCUCGCUCAGAGGAAGAUCGAGGCUCACUGUGGGAUGCCUGGGGCUCAUGGAGUGAAUGUUCACGCACUUGUGGAGGAGGGGCUUCGUAUUCACUGAGACGCUGCCUGAGCAGCAAGACCUGUGAAGGACGAAACAUCCGGUACAGGACAUGCAGCAAUGUGGAUUGUCCACCAGAAGCAGGUGAUUUCCGCGCUCAGCAGUGCUCUGCUCACAACGACGUCAAAUAUCAGGGACAGUUUUAUGAGUGGCUUCCUGUCUCUAAUGACCCUGACAACCCAUGCUCACUGAAGUGCCAGGCCAGAGGAAUGGCUCUGGUUGUGGAGCUGGCACCAAAGGUUCUGGAUGGGACCCGGUGCUACACUGAAUCCCUGGACAUGUGCAUCAGUGGCUUGUGCCAAAUUGUUGGCUGUGACCACCAGCUGGGAAGCACUGUCAAGGAAGAUAAUUGUGGGGUCUGCAAUGGAGAUGGGUCCACCUGCCGGCUGGUUCGAGGCCAGUAUAAGUCCCAGCUCUCAGCAAAUAAACUAGAUGAUACAGUGGUUGCUAUUCCCUAUGGAAGCAGGCAAGUUCGCCUUGUGCUGAAAGGACCCGAUCAUUUAUAUUUGGAAACCAAGACUCUCCAAGGUUUGAAGAGUGAAAACAGCCUCAGCACCACAGGCUCCUUUCUUGUAGAAAAUUCUAGCAUUGACUUCCAGAAGUUUCCUGACAAGGAGAUCUUAAGAAUAUCUGGGCCUCUCACUGCAGACUUCACUAUCAAGAUUCGUUAUGCUGGUGCUGCUGACAGUUCAGUUCAGUUCAUCUUCUAUCAGCCUAUCAUUCACCGAUGGAGGGAAACUGAUUUUUUUCCUUGUUCGGCAUCCUGUGGAGGAGGUUAUCAACUGACAUCUGCUGAGUGUUUUGAUCUGAGAAGCAGCCGGGUAGUGGCAGAUCAAUACUGCCACUAUUUUCCUGAAAAUAUCAAGCCAAAGCCAAAACUUCAGGAGUGUAAUCUGGAUCCUUGUCCUGCAAGUGAUGGAUACAAGCAGAUCAUGCCCUAUGACCUCUACCAUCCCCUUCCUCGAUGGGAAAGUACACCCUGGACUGCCUGUUCCUCAUCCUGUGGAGGAGGCAUUCAAAGCCGUAGCAUCUCAUGUGUGGAAGAAGACAUUCAGGGGCAUAUCAGCCCUGUGGAAGAAUGGAAAUGCAUGUAUACUCCAAAGAUGCCUGUUGUCCAGCCUUGCAAUAUAUUUGACUGCCCAAAGUGGCUUGCUCAGGAAUGGUCUCCGUGCACUGUGACCUGUGGACAAGGACUCAGAUACCGUGUAGUCCUUUGCCUUGAUCACAGAGGAAUGCAUACAGGAGGCUGUAGAUCUAAAACAAAGCCACACAUAAAAGAGGAAUGCAUUGUAUCCACUCCUUGCUACAAACCCAGAGAGAAACUUCCUGUGGAAGCAAAGUUGCCAUGGUAUAAGCAGGCUCAAGAGCUGGAGGAAGGAACAGCUGUAUCUGAAGAACCAUCGUUUAUUCCUGAGGCUUGGUCCACCUGUAGUGUCACCUGUGGAGUAGGCAGCCAGGUGCGGCUUGUGAAAUGUCAAGUGCUCCUCUCUUUCUCUCAGUCUGUGGCUGACUUGCCCAUUGAUGAAUGUGAAGGUCCCAAACCCGUGUCUCAGAGAGCCUGUUACAGUGGUCCCUGCGGUGGGGAGGCAACUGAAUACACCUCAGAGGAGACUGAGUUUUUGUAUGGCAGCUUGCAGGAGUUUGAUGAGCUCUAUGACUGGGAAUAUGAAGGCUUUACAGAGUGUUCAGAGUCCUGUGGAGGAGGUGUCCAGGAGGCUGUGGUGACCUGUCUGAACAAACAAACCAGGGAGACUGCGGAUGAGACACUGUGUGUAACCAGCCGCCGUCCUCCACAGCUGCUGAAAGCCUGUAGUGUGGACCCCUGCCCCCCAAGGUGGGAGAUUGGGAAAUGGAGCACCUGCAGUCUUACCUGUGGGGUUGGUUUACAGACACGAGAUGUCUUCUGUUCUCAUCUCCUAUCAAGAGAGACUAAUGAGACUGUGAUUUUGGCAGAUGAACUGUGCUCUAAACCUAAGCCAUCCCUUGUGCAAGGCUGUAAUCGCUUUGACUGCCCGCCCUCCUGGUAUCCUACAGAAUGGCAAGAGUGUUCACAGACAUGCGGCGGUGGUGUCCAGAAGCGAGAUACACUUUGUAAGCAGCGCUUGGCAGAUGGGAGCUUAUUAAUGCUGCCAGAAACCUUCUGCUCCAUGCCAAGGACAGUUACCCAACAAGCCUGCAAAAAUGAGGAUUGUCCCAAUGAGUGGCUGCUCUCUGACUGGACACAGUGUUCAGUGAGCUGUGGAGAAGGCACACAGAGUCGAAAUGCCAUUUGCAGAAAGACACUGAAAUCCGGGGGAUUUGUUAUCAUCAAUUCCUCACUCUGCCUGCCUUUGCCAUUGUCAUCCUUGAUCAGGCCCUGUGCACUAGGCCCCUGUGCAAGGCACAACAGGCCAGCUCAUAAUCAAAGCCCCCAUAUUAUGGCUGUAAAGAAAGUUUACAUCCAGACAAGGAAGCAGAAGAAACUACAUUUUAUUGUGGGUGGGUAUGCCUACCUGCUGCCCAAAACUUCUGUUGUUCUCCGAUGCCCUGUAAGGAGGUUCAGAAAAUCAAUGAUUACUUGGGAGAAGGAUGACAAGAGGCUCAUCAGCUCAGCUCACGUCACCGUUGCACCCUAUGGGUACAUGAAAAUCCAUCGCUUGAAGCCUUCAGACUCUGGGACAUACACCUGCACAGCAGGGCCAGCCCGGGAGAAUUUCAUAAUUAAACUAAUUGGAAGCAACAAGAAGAUAAUUGCUGGGCAGCCAACUGGUAUUAGGGAGGAAGAGGCCAUGAGAAAGGCCAGUUUAAAUGAAGCCUUGAGAACAGAAGAGAAACAUCUCAAUGGGAUUUUCUUCAAUAGUAGCAAUGCUGAAAAGCAAGGGCACCUUGCUAACCCCAGCAGAUGGUAUGACAGUAUUGUCUCAAGGCUGCUACAGCAGAGGGGCUGGCCAGGGGAAAGUCUGGAGUCCUGGGAAGCCCAGGAGUCCAUGGAGAGAAAUGCAUCCUCAGAAGAGGACCAGAACCGGGACCAUAGCCUGCCAUUUACUAUGAUUACAGAGCAGAAACGCUUGGAUGAUAUCAUAAGGAAUUUGUCUCAACAGCCAGAGGAGCUUAAAGAUAUGUACACUGAGCAGCUUGUUGUGCAGCUGGCUCAAGAGGUUUUUAAGAGCCACUUGGAGCACCAGGAAUUUGUCCUCAAAGCAUCAAUGCGAAAACUUGACUCAGUCUCAGUGGAGUACCCUUUCCACAGACAAGUUUCUGGAUUUACCAGUUCCCUGAGGACAUCAUCUGCUGAAAUGUUUCUUCCCACUUCUGUAGACCUGGCUAAUGGCUUGCACAGACCUCAUCAAAAGCCUGCCAUUCUCCGGAAGAUUUCAGCAGCACAACAGCUUUCUGCUUCAGAGGUUGUUACCCACCUGGGACAGACGGUGGUUCUGGCAAGUGGCACACUCAGCGUGCUGCUUCACUGUGAAGCAGUGGGAAAUCCAAAGCCCACCAUCAGCUGGGCUAAGAACGGAGACGAGGUGAAAUACAAUGAUAGGAUACUCCUUCAGCCUGAUGACUCCUUGCAGAUUCUAGCACCUGUGGAAGCUGAUGUGGGUUUCUAUGCUUGCAAUGCAUCCAAUGCCUUGGGAUCUGACUCUGUCUCCAUUGCUGUUACUCUAGCAGGAAAGCCACUGAUAAAGGCAUCAAGAGCUACUGUGAUCAACACUGAAUUACCUGCUGUCACUGUUGAUAUUGGAAGCAUGGUGAAAACAAUCCAGAAAGCAAAUGUUACCAUUAACUGCCACGUUGCAGGUGUUCCUGAAGCAAAAGUUACUUGGUUUAAGAACAAGAUCAAGCUGUUCUCUGCUCACCACCUGCACGAUGGGUUGCUGAUAAUUCCAAAUGUUUCUCUGUCAGACCAGGGGUUAUACUCCUGCAAGGCAGCCAAUCUUCAUGGGGAGGUAACUGAAAGCUCCCAGCUGUUGGUUCUUGAGCCUCCACGACCUCUUCCUUAUUUAGAAGAGUUGACAGCAGUGCUUUCCAGUGCUGGGCCCAGCACUCAUUUGGUGCUGACCUCUCCUUCAGGAACAAAACUGACUGUCAGUCCAGGGAGCUCUGCUCUCAUAGGUUGUGCUGUUGAUGGUCAUCCAACCCCAAAUAUCACCUGGCUUUACUCUAGUGAACCUCUCCGUCUGCGACAUCAUCUCCUGGCAGCAGGCCGGAUUCUUCAGAUACUCAAUGUCAGUGAUUUCACUGAUGGUGAAUUCAGCUGCCUUGCUCAAAAUGAAGCUGGCUCACUCACACAAAAAAUGUCCCUGGCUAUACAAGAAUACUGGUGGUCAGUGGACAAACUGACAGCUUGUUCGGCUUCCUGUGGCCACAAAGGGGUGCAGCUGCCCCAGUUGAGGUGCUUGCUGGAUGGGGCUGAAGUCAACACAUCGUACUGCAGAGAGACACCCAAGCCAUCUCUGCAGCCCAUUGCAUGCAACAGAAGAGACUGCCCUUCACGAUGGAUGGUGACAUCAUGGUCUCUUUGCACGCGGAGCUGUGGUGGAGGCAUCCAAAUGCGGCGAGUGACCUGUCAGCGCCUGACAGCAAAAGGGAGCUCUGUCCCAAUGUCAAAUGAGGCUUGUGCCCAGGUGUCCAAGCGCCCUGUGGACACACAGAACUGUAACAGGAAGCCCUGUGCUGAGUGGGUAGCCUCCUCCUGGAGCCAGUGUAAUGGGCCUUGCAUUGGACCACGACUGGCUGUACAGCACAGACAGGUAUUUUGCCAGACCAAAGAUGGGACUUCUGUGUCAUCUGAUCAAUGCAGUGCCUUACCAAGGCCGUUGAACACACAGAACUGCUGGACUGACGUCUGUGGUGUGCACUGGAGGGUCAGCCUGUGGACCAUCUGCACGGCUACGUGUGGAAACUACGGCUUCCAGUCCCGGCGUGUUGACUGUGUGCACACCCGCACCAACAAGCCUGUGAUGGAGCAUCGCUGCUCCUGGAGGCCAAGGCCAUCGAACUGGCAGCGCUGCAACAUCACACCCUGUGAAAACGUGGAGUGCAGAGACACUACAAGGUACUGUGAGAAAGUGAAGCAGCUCAAACUCUGCCAGCUCACCCAGUUUAAGUCACGUUGCUGUGGGACUUGUGGAAAAUCUUGAAGACAGACAAAAUGAAAAUGGAGGAACAAGGGGAUCACAGCUUUGCUUCACUGAGGCAAGGGCUUUUGCAGAAAAUACAAUUGGAAUGGAAAUAUCUUUUUCAUUUUAUUUAUUUCCCUUUAAAAAAAAAAAAGAACACCUUUUACCAAAUCAUUGUUGUAAAGGGUCUUGAAAAGUUUUCUCUUUUAUGAAUCUGGGAGACAGAAUGCAGCAAAACAUGGUCAUGAAGGUAGACCAUAAAGAGUCAGAGGACCAAUGCCACCAGAAAUGGGUGUGAGAGGAGUGGAGCUUCCCCAUAAUCCAUGUACAUGUCUGGGGGAUACACCAAGAGACAGGCGAGGAAGAGGACGAGAGUGAAAACCUAGCAUCACAUUACAGAAUCACAGAAUCACAAAGGUUGGUAGAAACCUUCAGGAUCACCUGGUCUAACCAUCAACCCAACACCACCAUAAUCAUCCCUAAACCAUAUCCCCAAGUGCCACAUCCAGACACCUCUUGAGCACUUACAGAGAUGGUGACUCCACGACCGCCCUGGGCAACUUAAUCUAAUGCCUAGCCACUCUUUCAGUGAUUUUUUUUUCUUUCUAAUAUCUAAUCUGAACCUCCCCUGGCACAGCUUGAGGGCAUUUCCUCUCAUAUUUUCAUUUGGAACAUGACAGAAGACACCAAUCCCCACCGCACCAGAACCUUCUUUCAAAUAUUAUAGAGAGUAAUGACAUACUCCUUAAGCCUCCUCUUCUCCCAGCUGAACAACCCCAGCUCCCUCAGCUGCUCCUUAUAGGAUGUGUUUUCUAGACCUUUCACUGGUUUUGUAGCCCUUUUGUAGACUCGCUCCAGCACUUCAGUGUCUUUUCUGUAGUGAGGGGCCCAAAACUGAACAGAGGAUUCAAGGUGCAGUCUCACCAGCAGCAAGUACAGCAGUACAAUCAUUUCCAUGGUCCUGCUGGCCACACUAUUCUUGAUACAGGCCAAGAUGUCAUUGGCCUUCUUGGCCACUUGGGCAUUGCUGACUCAUGUUCAUGCUGCUGAUCAGCCCUAUCAAAGUCCUUUUCUGCUGAACAUCUCUCAAGCCACUCUUCCCCAAGCCUGUAGCAUUGUUACAUUGGGUUGUUGUGGCUCAAGGGCAGGACCCAGCACUUUGCUUUAUUGAACCUCAUGCAGUUGUCAUGCAGACACCAAUCAAGUCUGUCAAGACCCCUCUGCAGAGUCUUCCUUCCCUCCAGCAGACCAACACUCCCACCUAACUUGGUGUCAUCUGCAAACUGACUGAGGAUGCACUCAAUCCCCUCAGUUUGACAGGUCAUAGUGUGGUGGAGAAAAAAAAAAGGCUAAACUAAGCUGCAUUAUACGGAUACUUCAUCUGUCUUAGACUACCUUGAGAACACAAGCAUAUGAUUCUGUUUUAUAAACUUAUUUGUUACAUCCAAGAUUGUAACCCUUCUUUUAAAUUUCUAAACCACUCUCUCCUUCUCACAUCAGGCCUGGAAAUUAUUUCAGUGGGACAUCCUUGUGAUCUUCCAGGAUCUGGUGUCUGGGGAAGUUGAACAAUGGUCUGUAAUAUAAGUGGAUCUAAAAGACACCUGAAAAUGUUUCCAGUUUGAGUUUGUGAGGGAGAAUUGGGGAUUGAAGGGUUGUCCUCAGCACAGAGGUGAGGUGAUGAUGUUAAUUAUUAUCCAGACAAAGGAGAGAAAGUAUGAUCUCCUUGACAGGCUGUAGUACAAACCUGCAAAUACUGUUCCCUAGUCAGCACAGGCAGGAAAGAUGGAAACUGUCUGUGGUAAUGGGAGGUACUUUGCAUACUGCAUCCUACUAAGACUUAUUUAGAAAAGAGAGGAGUACCAGUUCCCAGAGUUCAGAUGUUUUCAGUCCUGGGCUUUUGGAAAGGAACUUGAAAAAGUGGUUUUUCCUAACCUGCUAACACACAAAAUUUCCCUCUUCUGACAGCCAAGCCUUUUGGACAUGUAGUAGAAAAUAGCUUGAUUCUGAUUUCUCAUGGCUGUUCCCAGUCAGUAGAAACAGAAUGGAUUUAGCAUCAGCCCCAGAGGAGUAAUGCAAAUAAUUUUUAACAAACUUGCUCUUCUCCAACUGCCUCUCACAACAAAACAAGUGUUAUAAAGCCACAGAUAUUUAAGUCCAUGUAUAACACCCUGAAGAUACAAUCUAAAAAGUGGGACUCAAACAUCACACCCACAGCAUGAUUUUGCAUGCAGGCUGUGAAUAAUGCUCCAUGCUUUAAGUUCCUGUGCAUUGUCUGCUCUUCUUGGAAUAGGGCCCUAAAAUUAGAGGAAAUCUGCAAAAUAGUGGGUUGAGAAUUGUGGAGCUUUAAAGAACUACCUGGAUAUUGAGUUUUGGUUCAAGACCUCUAAAUUAAAGAGAAUGGUGGUGCCUCUCCUGUAACCCCUGGUGGUGCUAGUGUGUUGUGGUAUGCUAAUGAAAUGCUGUUCAAAUUCUGCCAUGCUGCAACUUUAAUGACAUGUGGCUUUUUCAGCAAAACUGGGAGUCCAUUUUUGAGGUCAGUGCCAGGUUCAUGACAUUAAGCUGUCUCAAACUGGCUUAUUUCAAAACACAGCUGGCAGUGAAUGCUCUUAGUACAAAUGGGUUUUCAAGAGUGUUGUUAAGCAUCAGUGUAACUUCUUAUUUAAAAAAGAAUAAUUCUUUUCUAUGUAUAUAUAUGUGUAUCUUUUCUGAUAUUUAUUAGGAUUUCUUGUAUAAAAAGUGCAAUAGUAAUAAUUGUACAGAUAAAACUAUAUUGCCAUUUUUUUUAUAUCUCCCCAGAAUUUUGUUCCUCUAAAAUCAACAGUAAUAGUGUAUUUCUCUUAGUUUUAAUAGCACUUGCAUUUAUAGUUGGGGAUCUGCUUCACUGUGCACAGAGUGCUUUAUAAACUAUGACGUGAGGAAGGGAUGAUGUUUUUAACUUGUGAAAUGGUAGUUAUGCAUGGAAUGGAGGACAAUUCCUUAAUAACAUAAUAAUAACAAUGAUGAUGAUGAUGACAAUGUGAUGGAAAUUUCUGGUACAUUAGUUAACACAAAGCAAAGUAUUUGGGAAAGUAUUUUCUUUUGUUUAAAAGCAAAACAUGUUAAGGCGAUCACAUGUUCCAUAGUAUCUGUGUAACUGUGCACAGGAUAAACAUGAAGGAUCUGAUCUGGAGUGGCCACUGUGUUGAUUUAAUUUCAUGUCUGUCUUCUGAAUCGUGACUUGGCAACAUUUCAGUAAGAUAAGGAUUGCUGGAUAUUUUAGGAAUCUCUAAAGAGAAAACAGAACAGCAAACCUGUACAAGUAAUGCAGGUUACUUAUUUAACUACUACUGUCUGAUGUGUUGGUUUUUUACCUUAAAAACAAAAGCCAAAUUAGCAAAGCUGUUGGAGUUCUCUGUCCUUAUUCCAUAUUAUAAUAGCAGCACACAUCUGUUACACAAAGUACACAUAAAGUGCCUGCCUUGGGGAAAGAGCAUGUCUUAACUCAUUUUUAAAGGUCUCCAGCCAUUAAGAUUCUGCACCCUUUCUUGGAGAUAUGUUUUAAUUCUUCAUUUGCCUUGCUUUAUUCUUUUUCACUAAUGUCUUGCCUCUGUUGCUUUUGCAGAAGUAUAAAGCCAUUGUUGCUGCUGGUCCAAGGAUCAUGAAUAUCAAUAAAAGUAUACUCCUUUUUUCUAUACAGCAGUGCUUCAAGACAUCUUAUAACUCUCCUCAGCAACCCACAGGUUGAAGAAACACCUGUGAAUUCAAUUUUUCCUUACAGGUUUCUGCUGCCUUCAGUAAUGGAGCUGCCAGCUACCUGAUGCGCCUAAAGCAUCAGAUGUAUACAUUGAAGAAAUCCUAGUAAUGGUCAGAAUUACAAGGGGAAAGAAGAAAAAAAGUUGAUAAAACAAAAACAUUUUUUCUUAACAAAGACAAAAUUGAGUUUUGAAAACUAAGCUGGUUCUUGCUCUUGCCCUUUUCAAACAAACAAUAUAUCUCUUCUAAAAGGGAAAAGUGAUUUUGCUCUGAUUUACUGACAGUUUCCCUUGUGUGAUAUUCCUGCAUAUAUUUUUUUUAGAUACCUAAACUGCAGGUAAAUAACACCUCACACAUACACUAACUCAAACAGACAACCAAGUCAAAGAUCAGACCUAAGACUUCCAAGCAACAGUACUGAAGGCAAUGGGAAUUUCAUCAUUCAUUUUGAGUAAAACAAGUAUAGAACCUGGCACUGAUGUAAAAUGAACAGCAGGCUGGCUUAGGUUUCCAAUAGAAUAAUUAUUCUCUUUUAUGCAUAUGGCUUUAGUUACUAGUCAAGUCAAAAAGCCUUCAAAACCUUCAAAGGAAGCUUCCAGUUUUGUUUUCCCUACUAAUUUUCCUCACAAAAGAAAAACAGUUCUGGAAAAAACCAGAAAAAUAUAGCACUGAAAGUUUCCCCACAGAAGACCUACUCCUGACCCCUGUUAUGUGGCAACUAAACUAGUCCAGGCAUCUGCAUCUGCAUGCAUGAUCUUAAAACAAUAGAAGCCAUAGGCAGAGAUUUCCAAAGUAACCUUUAGCUGGAAAUUUUCUUCCUGCUAUCUGGCUGCAGUCAUAUGGACUGCAGUUGAAGCUUUUUGACUUUUAAGUUACUCUUCUUCUUGCAAACUACCUUAUCAAAUAAAAGGCUAAAGAUCACCUUGAUAUCUGUUUGGUGCUCAAACACCGAUUCAUUAAUAAAUUUGGUUAUUCUGUAUUGGCAUAAGCUGACACCUCUGUAGAAGAAGGUGAACCAAAAGCUUACUCUUCUCCAGAUUUUCAAGACUGUAAAAAACCAAAAGUUUUUAAUGGCAACUUUCAGCAACUCACUGAUCAUUUUAGCUAGUAGUUGAGUGAAUUGGCUUCAUUUGUUCAGUUACGUAUUUUUUAACAAAUGCUUUCAAACUGUUUUUUGAAUGUCACAGCAUACCAGUGUAUACAGUUGAGAAGCUCAAAACUGCUAAUGCUAACUAUGGCUCUGCAUAUCAGCUGCAGACCACAUUUUGGGAAUCAUCAGUUUAACCAUUCCCUUCAUCCUCUUUUGUAAAGGUAUAUAUAUAUUUAUCAAUAGUGUCAUGCAUUAACUCUCCACUUCUGUGGAAACUAAACCGAAGAACUUGUCAAAUACUUGAGUUUGCACAAAACUGAGGGGGGAGAGGAAAAUCAGACUUCCUUUCUCUACUGAUCUCAUACAUUUCUCACACCAAAAGCAUAUUGGUUAAUCAUAGUUUCACCUACACUGCUUUUCAUUGUCUCCACCCAACAUCUCCCUUCCGGUCAAUCAAAAUCAAAUCGAAAAUCUGGUCAAGUACAUAGUAAUUUUAAUAAAUUUUUAUGUAAAAUUUUCACUAAGGCAUUUCAAUAAUAUGCAACCCAACAUGCUAUUUGUCCAGAUUUAUAAGCAGUAAAGCAACAUAUCAACACCUCCUCUUUUGAUUGAAAUACUUAUUUCUAUUCUCACCAGCUUUUUCACUUGUUCCUAUUCUCAACUUCACAUGUGAAGACAUGAAUACAACAAUACAUUUUAUUCUUCAUCUGUCCCUCUGAGAAGCAAAUACUGUACUCAAAAUCACCGUUCCUUCAGUGAUCACUGAUGAAGACCAAGACUGGAAAGUCCAUGAAAUCACAGACUCCAGCCCCUCUUUUUUGUCAGAAUGAUUACAAAACCUGGAACAGCCUCUACUGAGACAUCCAGUGCACUUUCGGGGUGACUGAAGCAGCAAGGCUGAAAGUAUGCAAGUGCCUUCGCAUUAGAGAGUGUCAUGGCAGGGUCUGUCUGGAAGAGUUUUUUCAAAUAAAAAUGAACUGACAAAACAGACCACAAAGUAUCUCAUGAAAUGUAUUUAAAACAGAAUCAACAACAGUGGUUCCUCAGUGAUCUGAGUUUGUACACUAGCUUGUGAAGGAACAAGAUUCAGGAUGGGAGCGGUUCUGGGCGUGGAGAAAGACAUACAGCAAUUGACAGGACUUUAUUAUAUGGACUUUACUGUUAUUAUAUGGUUUCAUUGUAUCCACACUACACAGUGCACAGCCUGGCCAUGCCCGGGCUUGCCAGGAGUUUGCCUGCUCCCUGCUUCCCCUCUCCCCUCUCUGACAGGCUGAAGAAGCUGCAGAGAAGAGGCAGUUACCAUUCGCCCUUUCCUUCCCCGGUUCCUCCCAUGUUCCUCCCCCUUUGCCUGUGUCCCUACCCCGAUUUGUUCCCCCGUUCGUCUGUCUCAUGCUCCACCCUGUGUUCUAGCCCUUUCCCCGCCUGAACUCACAAACCCCCCUGCACAUCUCAAUAAAGCAUUCCAUUUGCACUUCUACCUGGUCUCUGGACCAGUCCAUUUUGUGUCACGGCCCCAUCCCCCCUUGGACCGUGGCACUAGCUUGUGCUCAUAUAGAGAAGGUUUUACAUGGGGAGAUACAAAGUUAUGGCAGCAAAAAAAUUACUUCUGAACAAUAAAAAAAUUGGAAAAAAAAGACAUGAAACAAUCAAUCUUGUAAGUACUAUUGCUACAGAUGCUGAUGGCAAAGUAUAUACCCUGUUAAUGACAUGGUAAGUAGCUGACAAUAUAAAGUAAUAAGUGUGAAAGUUGAACUAUUUGCAGCAAAUAUGAUGAGCUAUAACCCCAGUCAGAUGUAAUUCAUUCUCACGAGAAUGUUGCUAGUGCUUUUUGUUUUGUUUGUAGUGCAGGAAGGCCAUUGGACAUGCUUUGCCCUUCGUGCAUACCAGCUUUACACCGGUGCCUGCCUUUGGCACUGUGACUGGUGAGUUCACAUGUUGGGAGACCUAAACACACUUCUAGCACACAGAAACAGGACUGCAUGGGAAUGUCUUCAGUGCCCCUCUCUGAGUCUAUAACAGUUAUGCUGCCUCAGGCUGCUCUGAAUUGCACGUGUUGAUUGUCCAUGAACUAUGGCAGACGGGAAGGAGCAAUACAGCACUGUGUCACAUCCAUUUCUCCUUGGCAUCUCACUGUCCCAGUGACAAAAGCCUAGAUCCACUCAUUGCUCCUUCACUUGCUUACAAAGCUUCAAAAAUGUCUGCUGAUUUAAUUACUAAAUUUAAAUAUUAAAAUUAUUUCUCUCCAAGGAGAGAUUUCAUCCUACAAUGCUUCUUCCACAGUCCCUUCAAAAUGACUGCUGCUUUCAGCAAGAGCAGCAGCUCUUGAGAAAGACGGACAUCAUGUUUCUGAAGGCCAGAUUCCUCUGAACAGAAUUGUGGGUGUAGCUACUGCAGCAUCGUCUUCAAACGCAGACAGCUAAAGCAACCCUGAUAUCACAAAAUGCUCAUCCUUCGCCAGAGGCAGGGUGCCUUACAGGGUGCUUCCACACUUGUCAAAUACCCAGAAACUCAAAUACCCAGGAUACCAGGAUAAUUUUGGCUAAAUCCUCGAGAUUAUAGGAAGGCUGCAGCACAGCAGGCAGGAUGGCACCAACAAACUCUGCAGUUUAACAGGGCCCUCCUCUCUUGCAGGAGACUCCUCUCUGCAAGCAGAGCAAAUGCUCUGCAACCAGGGAAGACCACAGAGACAUCUCCGCUAGCUUGAGAAAGGGAUAGGGUUUUUGAAACUCUGAUAACUUGGGGGUUUAAGCCAAAACAAUGAGCAAAGGGUCUGUUGCUUGAUUGUGUUGCACUUCUCUGUCCAUCUUGCUAACACACAGCAUACCUCUUGGGGGAGUGAAAAAAGGGAAUGUUGUUUAAGCCUUUAAUAAGCCCUUUGCAAAGAGAAGUUUUAUAUUUGCAUAGAUACACAGAAAAGAAUGCCAUUGUAUGUGGCUAAAAGGGAAAGGGACACCAGAGAGUCGCCCUCUGAUUACAUAUAAAUACUCUUUCUUUAAGCGGUUACAGGAUGCGAACAAUUCCAUAGUAAGUGUGUAGUUACCCACACACGCUUUGGAUGACAUACACAUGGGAAACUACUCACUACUGCUACCCUCUUUAAUACUAUAAGGGUCAAUGGGAAAGCAGAAAAUCAUAAAACAAGCCAGAAGGAUCACACCAGACAGGCUGUGAACAGCUUGCUCUCCAAGUAAGGAGGGAGGAUGGAUUCUUCUCUUAAGGCAGCUUAAUGCUUGGGCUGAGGAGCUUUUGGGCUAUAUGGGAACUUCCUUCCAGCCUUUUCAACAUAGUGCUUUUUUUUUAAAGCAGAAAUUAUUGGUUUAAAUAAAUAGCCAAUAAGGUUAGUGGAUGCUUGUUAAAACACUUUGCCUUCUGAAAUGCUGUUCGAGUCAGUUUUCAAGUAAUAGCAUACAACCUAAUGAUUUUAUUACCAAAAAAGAAAAAUCUCAGUGUUAGCCCACUACAUACAAAUCACAGAAAAUCAAAUCCAGCUGUGCAGGGAGGAUCCAACAGGCACUUUUUUUUUUUUUUUUUAGCAGAGAGCAAAGCAGAGCAGGGACCUGCUUGCCCAGCAAAGUAGUAUGCCUGAGCCUGUGUGAUGGCAUUUGGAAGUGAACAUGAGCCCUUUUACUGUUCUGGAGGCAGUUCAUAUUGACAAGCACAGCACUAGUGAGCUGGUGGAAACAGGGAACAUAGAGCUGAACACACCAUUGCCAAUAUUAGAGUUACUCUGCUGAAUGCAGUCUAAAACAUUCCUGGGACUGAUGUGCAGUCAGAUAGAGAAGGGAAAAUCAGGUUCCUCCAAAGCAGUAUUUCUCCCAAAAGCACAACUUAUCAAACUACUGCUUCCAAUGUGGGAAAGAGACAGACACUACUACACUAGGGGGAAGAGGGAUUUUUAGUGGGAUCAGCCAAAAGCAAAGUCUGCUCAGAAAAUUCAUUAUGGAAGUUUCCCAUCCCAGUGAAGCCAGACCGCAGUUCUCUGCACACCUCUUUCCAACUUAGAUAAUAUGGAUCCCUUUGGAACAUCCUACCUGUGCCCCAGGAAAGGUCUUUUUUUUGUCUUGCAAAGAAAAGGUUUGGUUUUUCACAUAUUAAGUUCAGCUGCCUUCUGCUUCCUGAAUACCAUGCCCAAGACCUAUAUUGCUUCCCUCUGUGAUAUGACACCCUCAAUCCUUGCUGAAGCAUACCGCUUAUCUUUCAACACUUUCUCCGUAGCUCGGAAACACUCUAGGUGCUGACAAUUUGCUCUCCUUAGUAGUCUACAGUAUUGGAUGAAGCCCUUUUUAGAAUUUGUAGUGGUAUAAUUUUCACAAAUUUACUGCUUUUUCCUAUUUCUAGACCAUAAAUAUAUAAUAUACUGAUUUUUUUGACCUCUCACCUAUUGCAAACUGCGAAGCUUCUCCAGAUGGAUUGCCUUCUGCAGAUGUAAGGUACUGGGGCUGGCAGUCCUUGCAGGUACAGGUGGUUGUAAGGCUGAUAUCAUACAAGUCAAAACUGAAUGGAUUAGUUAUCUCUCCUAUUAUUCCAGAUAACUUGGUUUCUUUCAGAGUUGUCUCAUUUUGUUUCCCACUGAGAAUAGGGGAAUUCAGUAAUUUUGCUCAGCCUUUUCACCGUCAGGACCUGCAGUGUUGCCUUCCUCCUGGGUAAGGAAACAUUUGUAACUUUCUAUUAGCUGCUACUCCUCUAAAAUGUAGUUCAAACAUCUUCUUUAUUCAGCUUUUGUGCCUAAAACUUGUGAAAUAGAUUGUGCUUUGCCCUGGAGUUCAGUAGUGUUGGUUAGUUCUCCUCUUCUAUGUUUUCAGGGAUGCAGGUAGAAGCUAUCCCUCCAAACAGUCUGUGCAGUGUACAUACGUGGAACUGUUCCUGUGCACAGCUGACAUUUAUUGGCAAUUGUCCUGGGUUAAAAAGGGUUUUCCCCUGGAGUUGGAAAGUGGUUAACUCCAGGGGGGUGGCGUUUCUUGAUGUUGACCCAAUCAGCGCCCCUGCAAAAUUAAAACAUAUCGCACCAGACCGGAAAAGAAAGAAGAAGAUGACGUAGCUAGAAGAGAGGCAGCUAUGGUCUGAGACCACGAGGUGAGAGGGGCCAGGAGCUCCACUGGGGGCCAAGGCCCCUCAGCCCCCGGCUGGGGGCUGCAGGAGCCUGGAACAGUGUUAAACUGGGCCAAGUACUGUAGCUAAGAGCUGGGGGAAGUUUCCUUGCUGUGAGUCGCAGCCAGAGACACUGAAAGCAGCAGCAGAGCAGCACUAAACAGAGAACUGUGGCUGAGAGCCAAAAGAGAUAACAAGCAGCAGAGAUGGCAUGGAACCAAGCUGAGAGACGCAGAGAUGUCCUGCAAGGAGGGAGAACUGGCAACAGAGCAGAGAAAACUCAGCAGAAGCUGUUUUGGGGUAAGACUGAAAUACUUUCCCAAAACCCCGAGACCUCCUAGAAAGGAGGGGUGGGCUUCCAAACUCUUAAGGAGUCCCAAAAUGCAGCAGCAGCUAGAGAGAGAGAGAGAAGAGCUGAGAACUCGGAGUCGUCCUGAGAGCUGGACCAGGAUGGAACGCGGGGGAAGUGGCCUUGCCUCCCCCUGCUGCCACGUUGACAGCUGAGACAAAGCAAAGGAGCUCCAGUAGAACGCCUGGGGCAAAGACUGAACUGGGAGCUGCCCUAAACAUUCUGACUUGAGGGAACUUGACCCAUCGAGGAAGGGACUUUCAUGGGAUGUCUUUCAUUCUGUGAUAUGACCGUGGUGAAGCGAGUUUUGUCCCUGCUGGCAGUCCACGGGCGAGACCUUCUAUUGGAGCUGAAGGGCCAAGGGGUGAGAGGAGACCCCUUGCAUUGUAAUGGAGAGAGAGAAAAAGAUAUUUUCUAGCUACAACAACUCCAGCUAUGACUGCUGCUUUGAAGAGGAGAGACACUGCUGCUCUGAAAGUGGAAAGGAUCUUUCCUUCUUCCCUUCUGAACUUUUAUUGGAGGGAAAGGAGAGAUUUGACCUAAUGUAAAUAUAUUGCUUUACCAUAGGAGAGAUAGUUAGAAUUGUGUAUAUAAUGUAUUAUAGUGUUUAUUUGUGUAAGUAAUAAACUGUAAUAUAAUUCCCUUCCCUCCC
Messenger RNA from Pseudopipra pipra, 16447 nucleotides. It is a transcript of the gene ADAMTSL1, whose product is annotated as ADAMTS like 1. The transcript is spliced from 30 exons. Gene Ontology annotation, cellular component: extracellular matrix. Gene Ontology annotation, biological process: proteolysis; extracellular matrix organization. Lineage: Eukaryota; Metazoa; Chordata; Aves; Passeriformes; Pipridae. The coding region runs from base 128 to 5557 and encodes 1809 amino acids. The record is from RefSeq and is a predicted model, not a curated record. Gene Ontology annotation, molecular function: metalloendopeptidase activity.